GUGAAAAUGAAUAAGAAUGCCCGUUGCUACUUUGUAAUGAGCACGCUUUUUACUCUACUCAUCAUAGCUGUUAUUGUGAACAUUGAUUUACUUUUUUGGAUAGUUCUAUGCGCUUUCCUUCUUGUUGUAGCCAUUUUCUUUUAUAGAAGAUUUAAAAAUGGGUUCCAGCAAGUUGAGGAAGAUAAUUAUCUUGACAACAUGCUGAAAAUGCCAACUAGAUUCUCUUAUGAAGACUUGAAGAACAUCACCAAGAAUUUUAGCAACAAGCUUGGUGAAGGUGGAUUCGGGUCUGUUUGUCAAGGAACAUUGCCUACGGGUUCUGAAGUUGCAGUGAAGCAUCUUUUUUACGUCGGUCCAAUUAAUAAGUCCUUCAUUUCGGAAGUUCAGACGAUUGGAAACCUCAACCAUUUCAAUUUGGUAAGUUUGGUUGGAUUUUGUGCUGAAAAAUUCAAUAGGUUUAUAGUUUAUGAGUUCAUGGUUAAUGGGUCGCUAGAUCAAUGGAUCUUCAAAACCAACCAACAACUUGCACUUGCUUGGCAAGUUAGAAAGAAGAUCAUUUUAGAUAUAGCCAAAGGACUUGCUUAUCUUCACGAAGAUUGCAACCAAAAGAUAAUUCACUUAGACAUUAAACCUCAAAAUAUCCUUUUAGAUGUUAAUUUCAAUGCCAAAAUUUCAGAUUUUGGAUUAUCUAAGCUAAUUGAAAGAGACCAAAGUCAAGUCAUUACACGUAUGAGGGGAACCCCGGGUUAUAUGGCUCCCGAAUGGCUAAGUUCAGUCAUAACUGAGAAAGUAGAUGUCUAUAGCUUCGGUAUUGUGGUCUUAGAAAUUCUUUGCGGGCGACAAAACAUCGACGAGUCUCAACUAGAUGAAAAUAGGCAUUUACUGGAACUUUUUAGGAGAAAGCAAGAGGAGGGGAAACUCUUGGAUUUAGUCGAUGAGUGCAACGGUGAUAUGCAUUCCAAUGCAACCGAAGUCAUGGAGAUGAUGAAGAUUGUUGCAUCGUGCUUGCAAACUGAACAUGCCAACAGGCCUUCCAUGUCCUCACUUGUGAAGCUUUUUGAAGGUUCAGUUGAUGUUGUAAUUAACAUGGACGAAGAUUCUCAAAAUGAAUUAACAUUAGAAGUGGAAGUGGAGAGUUUAGCUUCAACAGUUGCAGACUCUGUGUUAUCUGGACCAAGGUGAUGAUGUAGACACAAAGGAGAUGUUGGAAGAUUGCAUGCAAACUGGGGUAUGGUCCCACUUUUAACUUAUCCGAUAUACUACUUUUAUUACCAAAGUCACGUACUUGUCUUCAUCCUUAAUCUGUGGGUCCAAUAAAGUGUAAGUUAGUCAACAGGAAGACUCAAAGGUAGUUGAAACAUCGUCUCCUUUCCUUGUUGAAAUAUAUAAGACUUUUUGGCCAUUAUUGCUUUAUGGCUGCGUUUGAGUAAUAAUAUAUAAUAUUG
This is a messenger RNA of Gossypium arboreum, 1445 nucleotides long. RefSeq names its product G-type lectin S-receptor-like serine/threonine-protein kinase SD2-5. The record is from RefSeq and is a predicted model, not a curated record. Gene Ontology annotation, molecular function: ATP binding; protein kinase activity. The coding region runs from base 7 to 1182 and encodes 391 amino acids. NCBI's taxonomy places the organism in Eukaryota, Viridiplantae, Streptophyta, Magnoliopsida, Malvales, Malvaceae. Gene Ontology annotation, biological process: protein phosphorylation. The transcript has a single exon.